Molecule: messenger RNA, 2025 nt
Organism: Aspergillus terreus NIH2624
Lineage: Eukaryota; Fungi; Ascomycota; Eurotiomycetes; Eurotiales; Aspergillaceae
Product: amine oxidase
Exons: 4
Coding region: 1-2025 (674 amino acids)
Biological process (GO): amine metabolic process
Molecular function (GO): copper ion binding; quinone binding; primary methylamine oxidase activity
Source: RefSeq, a predicted model, not a curated record
AUGGCGAAUCUUCAUCCUUUUGAUCCCGUCACCCCCCAAGAGAUCCAGCUUGCUGUGCGGAUCCUCGAGGGGGCUCUGCCGGGGGUCAAACUUCGCUACAACCGCAUCGAUACCCACGAACCUAUCAAGAAGGAUGUACUUCCAUAUAUCGAGGCAGAGCGCUUGGGGAAACCUCUCCCACCGCGGCCAGCUCGUCUCCUAUACUCCUACUUCCAUCGUCUCGACACUAAAGUCUGCUGCAAGGCAUUGAUCAAUGCUGACGCGCGAUCUAUCAUUUAUCUGAAGGAACUGCCAGAGGGCGUCCAGCCGCCCAUGGACGUUGAUGAGCUGGCGGAUAUCGAAAAGCUGUGCAUGCAGCACCCCGCCGUGCUGGCGGAGAUUGAGAAGCUCAAACUCCCCCCUGGCAUGUCCGUCUGCAAUGACCCUUGGAUGUACGGCUCCGAUUAUUCAAACGAGAAGCGCCGUCUGUUCCAAUGUUUCAUGUACAUGGUCGCUGUGGACCAUCCUGAGAACAACCAUUACUCUCUCCCCUGCAAAUUUUGCCCCGUCUUCGACGGCCACACCCGGGAGUUGGUUCGCAUUGACUAUCUCCCCCAUGGAGCCGACACCCAAACCACGGAAACCCAGCCGUGGAAGCCAGUCAAGGCCAUUCAGUAUGCUCAUGACCUCUUGGACACGCCGCUGCGAACGGAUCUCAAGCCAUACAUUGUCCAGCAGCCCGAGGGCCCGUCCUUCUCCGUGGAUGGUAACUCGGUCUAUUGGCAGAAAUGGCGCUUCCGCGUUGGAUUUAAUAACCGAGAGGGAAUGGUUCUCUACAACCUGACGUAUGACGGCCGCAACGUCUUCUACCGUCUCUCCGUGUCCGAGAUGACUGUUCCCUACGGAGACCCCCGCGCUCCUUACCACCGCAAGCAAGCUUUCGAUGUUGGAGACUGCGGCUUUGGUAUCAAUGCCAACCAACUCUCGCUUGGAUGCGACUGCCUGGGCCACAUCAAGUACUUUGACGGCUACCGUGCCGACUCCAAGGGUAACCCGGUUCACUUGAAGAAUGUUAUUUGCAUGCACGAGGUAGACAACGGCCUGCAAUACAAGCACACGAACUACAGAACCGGUGCCGCCGCCGUUUCUCGCAACCGUCAACUGCAUAUCCAAAUGAUUUGCACGGUUGCAAACUACGAGUAUAUCUUCAUCUUCAUUCUGGAUCAGGCUGCAAACGUGGAGCUCGAAGUCCGCGCCACUGGAAUCCUGUCGACCGUCCCCUUCGAUAACGAGAACGGAGAGACUGUUCCCUGGGGAACGAAUGUCGGCCCUGGAGUCAUGGCGCCUUUCCAUCAACACAUGUUCUCUUUCCGCGUUGACCCGGCCAUUGAUGGGUUCAAGAAUACCGUUUACUAUGAGGAUAGCGUGCCCCUCCCGGAAGAUGACAAGAACCCCUACCUCGUGGGUUAUACCACGGAGCAGACGGUCAUUUCCCAGUCUGCAAGUGCGGAGACUGAUAUCAACCGCCACCGUGUCUUCAAGAUCCGCAAUGACAGCGUGGUCAACCCGAUUACCUAUAAGCCCGUGGCCUACAAGCUCCACGCGGCCCCUAGCCAGAUGCUUAUCAUGGGCAAGAACGCAAUUGGUUACCAACGAGCCGAAUUCGCGAGCAAGCCUAUCUGGGUGACCAAGUAUCAAGACGAUGAAUUAUUCGCUGCCGGCGAAUUUACAAACCAGAGCCGACGCGCCAAUGGUGUUGAAACCUGGGUCCAGCGCAAGGACAACACGGAGAACGAGGAUGUGGUUCUGUGGCACUCUUUUGGUCUGACGCAUAACCCUCGUGUUGAAGACUUCCCUGUCAUGCCCAUGGAGCGCAUCAGCGUCAUGCUGCGCCCUGACGGCUUCUUUACCAAGAACCCUGCCCUGGAUGUCCCGCCAUCCACCCAGUCCUUCAAUAAAUCCACGCUUCACGCUGAACCUGCUAAUACCGCCUCGUGCUGCUCGGCCGGCGGCAGCAAGGCCAAGCUUUACAAGCGAAUUGACUAA